UUGUGUUUUUACACUAUUAUGUCCCUAAUAUGCUGUAACAGUAUUAUGUUGUGGCUAUAUUGACUAAAAUUAUGACCUAAUUAUUUCUUGUUAUGUGACGUGUCAAAUUUUGCAGCGUCGUUCGCGUGUGUUGGAGCUGGUUUAAAAGUGAUCAGUCUUGAAUGAAAACAAGUGCAAAUCAGCGUAUUAUGGUUCCCUAAAUUAUAAGGACGUAAAUCUGUGGGCGGAUCUAUGUGACUUCCCUGUGCUCUCGCUUUCGAUUGAAACGUAAUUAGCAGCUGUACGUACGCAACCGUUUCACUUCGACCUGAACUGACUUUAGUGCUGACUGACAGCGACCGCGAUCCGCUACACACUCAAAUUUGUUUCAGUCGCUGCAGAUCAAACCAUGAGUGUGAGCUCAACACGGAGCAGCGGGGAAGAAAUGGACGAGCUGGAGUCAGUUAGCUGGUAUCAUUAUGAUUUGUCCCGGCAUGCAGCUGAAGCUCUUCUCCUUUCGAAUGGGGUCGAUGGGAAUUUUUUACUCAGAAACAGCAACAAAGGACCUGACUGCUUCGCGUUGUCUGUCCGAGCGAAGGAUUCAGUGAAACACUUUCAUGUCCGACGGCAGUUUGGCAAAUAUUCCUUUGGCUUCAAUGAAUUCCCUUCCCUUCAGGAUUUUUGCAGUCACCUUGCCAAUCAGCCUCUGCUAGGCAGUGAAACAGGAAACCUGAUAGUGCUGCGGUUCCCAUACCCACGGCAGGUGGAGGAACCAUCCAUUUAUGAGACGGUGUGUGUGCAUACGGCCAUGCAGACAGGCCGGCAUGAAAACGAUCUAGUGCCUAAUGCUCCAGCACUUGGCACUAAAGAGGGCUAUCUGGUUAAACAAGGAGCAAUCAUCAAGAACUGGAAGCAGAGAUGGUUCACACUGAAUAGAUAUGAACUUAAAUAUUUUAAGGAUAAAAUGUUUGUAGAUCCAAUACGAACCCUGAAUCUGACGGAGUGUUCUGCUGUCCAGUUUGAUUACAGUCAGGAGAGGGUUAACUGCUUCUGUCUGGUGUUCCCCGAGAGGACGUUUUAUUUGUGCGCCAAAUCUGGUGCCGAGGCAGAUGAAUGGAUUAAAAUACUAAGAUGGAAACUGUCACAGAUAAAAAAAGGACGAUGAUGUUCAUCAUGGAGAGAAGUAGUUGUGGAGCAAAUGCGAGCUGUGUGCAGUUUUAUAUUAGUAAAUCUGCUCUGUGAUCUCAGCAUCAUGGCAGUACAUCUCAUCACACCUAAGAUAUCUUCUGGGCAAAGAAUGUCAAGUUUUUACAUCAAAAAGAAGAAAAAUGUCCCAAGGCAGCAUGCUACUGUGCUUUAUAAGAAGGUGGUACACUAUCAAUGUUGGGAUUAUAACUGACAAUAGUUUUUUUUCCAAUAUUGUGUUCUGUGUUGAGCUUUUAGUUGUUCUUAUUCUUCUCCAAGCCAAGUUAAACAGUGUCUGCUUUUAAACAUACAUACAUUCCCCCUUAUAUACACCACCAGUCAAACGUUUUUGACCAGUAAGAUUUUUAAUGUUUUUUUUUAAGUUUUCUGCUCACCAAGCCUGCAUUAAUUUGAUCCAAAGUACAGCAAAAACAGUAAAAUUCUGAAAUAUUUGUAUUAUUUAAAAUAACUGUACAAUGUAAUUUAUAAAGUACAAUGUAAUUUAUAAUUUAUGAAGUCCAGACUUCAGUUUCACAUGAUCUUUGAUCAUGUGACUGAAGUAAUGAUGCUAAAAAUUCAACUUUAAAAUCACAGAAAUAAAUUACAUUUUAAAAUCUAUUAAAUUUGAAAAGAGUUAUUUUUAAUAAUAAAAUAUUUUUACAUUUUACUGUUAGCGAAGCGAUUUACUGGUGAGCAGAAAAGACUUCUUUAAAAUACAUUAAAAAACUUUUGACUGGUAGUGUACAUGUUUCCAGCUAUUAAGUAAACAUAUAAUGAAUUUUGAUGCAAAAUUAUUAUAAUGUUAACUAACAAUGAACUCUCGUGUUGUUUAGAAACAUGUACAUAGUACCCAUUUUCCAACAAAGAAGCUGUUUUGUAAAAAAUGUAUAAAAAA
Molecule: messenger RNA, 2059 nt
Organism: Labeo rohita (rohu)
Lineage: Eukaryota; Metazoa; Chordata; Actinopteri; Cypriniformes; Cyprinidae
Gene: dapp1
Product: dual adaptor of phosphotyrosine and 3-phosphoinositides
Exons: 9
Coding region: 389-1144 (251 amino acids)
Source: RefSeq, a predicted model, not a curated record